UUGAAGAGCCGGUGCCGGUGCGUCUGUGGCAGCCGGCCGGGCGCUGGGCUGGCUCUCGGCCCCGGGGCAGCGCGGGGCCGCUCCGCGCCCGCGGAGCCAGCGCGCCCACGUCCCCUCUGACGCGGCGGCGAGCGCCGUCCCUCCCGGGGCCGGGGGGAGCGGCGGGCCCGGCGGAGGCGGAGCGGGGCGCUGGGCCCUCCCCGCCCCCCGCACCUGCCCGAGCGCGCGGCGCAGGGCGCGCAGCGGCGCGGAGCGGGGCCGGCCGGGCCGCGCGGGGCGGAGCGCGGGGGCGCCGCGCGGGGAUGCGCAGCCCGCGGCGGCAGGAUGCGGGAGGGGAGCGCGGGCGGCCGCGGCGCGGAGAACCGGACGGGCGCCGAGCCCCCGCUGCACCUCUUCCCCGCGCCCGUGCUCACCGGCAUCACCGUCGCCUGCGUCCUCCUCUUCGUCAUCGGGAUCGUCGGCAACCUCACGACCAUGCUGGUGGUGUCGCGGUUCCGGGACAUGAGGACCACCACCAACUUCUACCUGUCCAGCAUGGCCUUCUCGGACCUGCUCAUCUUCCUCUGCAUGCCCCUGGACCUGUUCCGCCUCUGGCAGUACCGGCCCUGGAACUUCGGGGACCUCCUCUGCAAGCUCUUCCAGUUCAUCAGCGAGAGCUGCACCUACUCCACCAUCCUCAACAUCACCGCCCUCAGCGUGGAGCGGUACGUCGCCAUCUGCUUCCCCCUCCGAGCUAAAGUGAUCAUCACCAAGGGAAAGGUCAAGCUGGUCAUCCUUUUCCUCUGGGCCGUGUCCUUCAUCAGCGCCGGACCCAUCUUCAUCUUGGUGGGGGUCGAGCACGAGAACGGCACCAACCCCCUGAGCACCAACGAGUGCCGAGCCACGGAGUACGCCAUCCGCUCGGGGCUCCUCACCAUCAUGGUCUGGACCUCCAGCAUCUUCUUUUUCCUGCCCGUGUUUUGCCUGACCGUGCUGUACAGCCUCAUUGGGAGGAAGCUCUGGAGGAGAAAGAGAAAGAACAUCGGUCCAAACACUGUCGUCAGGGAUAAGAACAACAAGCAAACUGUGAAAAUGUUAGUUGUGGUGGUAUUUGCUUUCAUACUCUGCUGGUUGCCUUUUCACGUAGGACGAUACUUAUUUUCCAAAUCCUUUGAAGCUGGAUCCUUGGAGAUAGCAGUGAUCAGCCAGUACUGCAACUUGGUGUCCUUUGUCCUCUUCUACCUUAGCGCAGCCAUCAACCCCAUCCUCUACAACAUCAUGUCAAAGAAGUACCGAGUUGCCGCUUGCCGACUGGUUGGGCUCAAACCCCUUCCAAAGAAAAGACUCUCCAGCACAAAGCAAGAAAGUUCGCGCGUUUGGACAGAACAGAGCGUCAUCACAUGACAUGUGAUUUCCAGUACCAGAGCAUCACUUACCUGUAUUUCCCAGAAAGCCAUAAUGGAAGAGGAAGAGGACAAGAAACACACAUCGAAACGUUGAAGUGGGACUUUCGUCAUCAUCUGGAUUUGCUGAAAGAUGUAAUGUAGGCAGUUAAAGAUUUUUUAAAAAAACAAACUAAACGUUGAGACUGUAAAAGGAAACACAUGGCUACAGAAUUUGGCAACACUCAAGUAUUAUUUUUCUGCUGCUUUUGCCCAUAUGAUUUUUUAUCCCUGACUGUAGCAGGAGAGCUAGGCGUUACCAUCCUUAACAGGCAAACAUAGCCCAGUCCACUUGAGAGUUUGUGUGACUUCAGCAGCAGCUAAUUUGAGCUGAAUUUUUCCAGAGUUAGCUUUAAUUUUGCUAAGCAUUUUGCUAGCAUAUAACCAGACCCUAGAGAGAGAAAACUGAAUUGCCUUUUUGGAAUAUUAAACAUGGAAUUUGAUACACUUUUCAUAAUUUUGAUUUUUAAAGAAACUAACAUUUUUCUCUGAAUGAGAAAAAUGAUUUCUUAAGAAAAAAAAAAGAUAAUUUUUAAACAUGCUAAAAAUCAAUGACCUUCAUGUCAUGUCCGAGUAGAAAGGAAACAAACAAACAGAACAACCUUCACAGAAGUGGCUUAGAACAUGACUGUACUGAAAUAUUUUUUUAAAAUACAUAUCAGUAGGACAAGGACAGUGCUGACUUCAGGAUUGCAGUGAUGCUAUAAAAAUAUGGAAUGUAAUCUCCCACCAAAGUUUUUUUUUUUUUUACUAGCUAAAUCAUCUGUACUUGUUCUGUUCAGCUUGACUGUGAAUGACUCAGUGUGUUUGAACUUGGAAGCUUUUAGUUGUUUCGAUAUUUGUAACAAGUCUGUGGCUACCUGUCCCUAUGCUGUGCACCAUUGUACCCCCAAACUUUGCUGAGUACAAGUCUCCUGCCUGUAAACCACCACUUGUUUCUGUUUAAAGCAUAUCAGCUGGUUACCAGUACCACAUCCCCCCAUAAAGCUCGAUGUGCAGUUGUACUAGUUUGCUGCAGUAUUAAAUUGAGAACAUUUUUUAACCAACGUGACUUGACAAAGUAAUAGAAAAAUCUGCAUUAAAAAGGCAGACAGACACAUUCUCAUACUUGAUCCAUAAAAAUCUUAAAUUCAAUUGAUUUUUAUAACUCAAGUAUGUCAUGAAAAGACAAACCAGAGAACUUUCCAUCCUUUAUGCUAACAAUUAUUUCUUAUAUUGCAUCUACUGUCACACCAACAUGUAGAAUUUGUGGUCCAGCUAAUAGACUUCAGAGUACGCAUGUGCAAUAGCAGCUUUCUAUUUACUUUGUUCUAGUAUUUAUUACCAGCUGGUCCACAACCGAUUCUCCGUAAUGAAUUGUCUGUUAGCAGAAUUCCUACUGCCUUCAAACUCCUUAUUAACGCUGAUGGGCCAUUUUCUGCCUGUUACACCUUUAGCUGAUGGUGCUGCUCAGGUAUAACUCGAGAAUUUGGCCUCUUCUGUAUAUACUGUGUCUUUUUAUAUCACCCCCUGCUUUGCUAGGGCCAGGGGGCUGAUGACUGCUCCUUGGUGUGGCACCUGAGCCUGUCCUGCCCCCCCCUCCAGCACUGGCAGUGAGCACCGGUUUGAUGUAUGUGAACCUAUAAAUUAAGGAAUUGGGGGACAAACGAGCAGCAGCACUGUAGGAUCAUCAUCCAUUUCAUCUCUAACCACAUCCGCCUUGUUACCCAUUUUGUUCUCUCGCUCGUUGACUGACAGAUCUGAUGGCAGAUGUCGUGCAACUCAGGGAAACAAGACAUUUGGGAAUCUUGAAAAGAUUGUGAAGAUGUGCGCUCACAAAACAACAUGUCUGUGUAAAUGAACUGAUCACGCACCCAGCGUCACAUAAGUGUUUCAAAUCUCAGCUGUAUCUGUGGUAUUAAAUGUGAACAGAAAAAGAAAUAA
This is a messenger RNA of Falco peregrinus (peregrine falcon), 3344 nucleotides long. RefSeq names its product growth hormone secretagogue receptor (gene GHSR). The coding region runs from base 325 to 1383 and encodes 352 amino acids. NCBI's taxonomy places the organism in Eukaryota, Metazoa, Chordata, Aves, Falconiformes, Falconidae. The record is from RefSeq and is a predicted model, not a curated record. Gene Ontology annotation, molecular function: growth hormone secretagogue receptor activity. Gene Ontology annotation, cellular component: plasma membrane. The transcript is spliced from 2 exons. Gene Ontology annotation, biological process: hormone-mediated signaling pathway; G protein-coupled receptor signaling pathway.